Messenger RNA from Xylaria bambusicola, 917 nucleotides. RefSeq lists its product as uncharacterized. The transcript is spliced from 3 exons. The record is from RefSeq and is a predicted model, not a curated record. Bases 132 to 767 code for a protein of 211 amino acids. Lineage: Eukaryota; Fungi; Ascomycota; Sordariomycetes; Xylariales; Xylariaceae.
GUAUCACAUAUAUCCCUCCGUUAUCGAGAAGAAGUCUUGAAAUUCCAAUGCGUUUGAGCCUCACUUAUCUUGAUGUUCCCUGAUAUUCCACUUGACUCAAAGCCUAGAAUAGCAACUAGGUUGCCUACACCAUGGAGAAGAUUGUCUCAAAGGGCCUUAUGAUGGGGGCUGCAAUCAUGUUCACGGCGAUGCACCGUGAACACACGAUAUAUAAUUGCGUUACUUUUGGCCUGUUUAGCCUUGGCACGGCCGCACACAUUGCGAGUCUGCGCGUAACGAACCUCGCCUUGUACCUAUUAAUCGCAAUACCAUUCCCAUCAGCUCUGGCCGCCGCUGCAGUAUGCCUGCCUCAGUUCAUCCCAGCCCUGGGGUAUAUGCCUGUGAUAAUUGCCUUCUGGCUCUGGAUGAUUGAGGAUUGUUCCAAUCUCCACUCGGAGGUGUACUGCCUUCCGCCGUGGUGGUCACACGCCAUGCACCCUGAUGUUGCGCGAAGUACGGCAACUGAGAACACGGUGGGGAUCCAUGACCUAGUAGGUCCAGACUACAGGGUCGACGAUGGUGAUGAUAACGAUCAUGAAAGCCUCUUGUUGAAGUACAUGUGGACUCCUAGUCAAAGUUGUGCCCCAAGUUCCAGACUCUCGGACAUUUCGCUGUCAUCAAGUGGACUCGAAAGCUUGCCCUCAUCCUGGGGAACAUUGACCCGAAUCUGGUUUCCAGAGUUUUCAGCCCAAGGAGAUGAUUUAUGCCGGAGAUCACGAACCGUUUAGGAUCCUUUUAUCUUCCAGGGAGAUGUGCCAAGCAAUACCGCUUUCCAUCAUGGAUUUAAUAGUGUCGAACCAGGAGAUUCUUACAACCCGGGAUGCUUUCUGUUCUUUUUUUUAUUUUUCUUUUUUUUACCCUCGUUGCAAUAUAUAGGC